AGGAUGGCCACGGCGCACAAAGGUAUCCAUCAGGAAAUUACGUAUGCCCUGGUAUAUAAGGCCCACAUGUAUGAGGAAAGUCGCCUGCUUUCCGCAACCAUCUUGUAUCGCCGUCAAACAUGGCGACUGUGCCCGACGACGCUGGAGGUCCUCCGCCGGAUGGUCAAGUGCCAGAGCGCACUCCUUCUCCAGGCUUUGACCCACGGUAUCUGGAAUUCCGUACGCCCUCUGACAGCCCGCAAACACCGGAGGAGCGUCCUCGCUAUCUCAGGAAGAAAAUUGUGUCCAUCAUCGGCUAUGCUGUCUGCCUGUUCACUGGCAUGAUGCCCUCGUUCUACCUGCUGGAAUGCAUGCACAUCAUUCCGAGGUCGCUGCAUCGCACCCAUUGGGUCAUGUUUUUCUGCUUUCGCGAGGCUGUGGGGAUCAUGAUUAACGGAGAGAGGAACCUGAACCUGGAUACCUUCGGGAACUGUGAUUUAGGCCGGAAAGAAUUCCAUGCUAUGCUCGACGGACCCUCUGUUAAAGAGGGUGAAUACGGUCAAGGGGAAAUUGCCCUUCGUCCAAAGAAUAUGUCGAAAGAAGUUGCUCAUAUUCGGAAACACUGGGGCGAGGACUAUGAAAAGAUGUAUCCCGAGCUCUACUACGAGUAUGACAUAUACGGGUUUCUGCGACCGGACAAGGACGCUCCCUUCUACGGAAUAUUUCCGAACCCGGACCGCACCUACGGCCACCUCACAAAACAGCAGCGCGCAGACCUUUUGCGUGAGCUCGAUGUCAGGAUCGCCGAGCCUAGCGAGAGCGGGGACGCUCUGACUCCAGAAGACGUUGCGAACGAGAAAAAACCUCCUUGUUCCGGAAAAGGUGACCCAAUCCCCCACAUUCUGAAGGCCGGAUGUCAAGGCUAUACGCGCCGGAGUCACCUCAAACCGGUUAUGGCCAUGUUCGACUACGUCUGGAAGAUCAAGUAUCGCCUCGAUCACCCCGAGCUCGGAUUGAUCAAGACAAUUCCCGAGGAAGACCUUGCUUAUUUUGAAGACGUACUUUGGCCGGAGUUCAAGGAUUGGUACGAACCAACGCCGGAGAUCCAGGCAGCAAUGGACGAAUAUGUGCUACCCGGGAAGAGGAAACUGCGGAACCAGGCAGUGAAGUCCGAGCCCAUUGCGCAGCCGAACUUCACUGGAUCUGCCCCCGCACCGCGCGCGAACACCACCGAUGGUGUCUUCAACAACAACGACUUCGCCGAUGCCCCGUCUCAGCCUGAGCGAGGCACCCGCCCCUGCCCCACGGCUGCCCGGUCCAACCCCCUUUGGAACGGCUCUCCGCCUCGUCGCUCGGUUGAUGACGACUUUUAUGGUGAGAGCGCACCCUCGACUCCUUGCCCACCACCGCCUGAGGACGGGCCCGAGUUUGGUCCUGCCGCGUCCUCCGAGGACUCGGACGACGCUGCCACGCCGAAGGCCACUACCGUGCCACUUCCAGCCGUUCCCGAAACGCUUGACCACGACGGCGACGACGAGUCCGAUCUUAGCUCCCUCUCCGAUGACGAAUCUGACCUGACGUCUUUGGACUCUGACGACGAGUCCGACACCUCGACGUUGACCUCCCUGGGCUCUGAGUCUGACGAUGACGCUCCGAGGACCUCGUCCGCCGCCGACGACGACGACUCUGACCUUUCCUCUCUGACCGAAUCGGCGCUGCCCUCCUCGGCCUCGUCUUCGUUUACCGACAUCGUUCCUCCUGCUCCUGAGUCCACUCAGCACGCAACUGCGCCAAUCUCCGAGGCUGUCAUCGCCAUCUCUGGCCCUUCGAACUCGGCACUGUCCGCUCCAUCCAGUGACCAGCCCUCCCAGCCCUCGAGGCAGCUGCGCGAGCACAACGCGACAGGUAAGGCUGCAGUGAAGCGCGCCCACGAGGACGUCUCCGUUGACGACGACGACCUCGACAUGCCCAAGGAGAAGAAGCCGCGAGCGACCAAGAACAUGCCCAAGGUCAAGAAGUCCGCCGAUGAUGCGGAGGAGCCCGCGACGACGUCGAAGAAGGGCAAGGGCCGGGCUUAG
Schizophyllum commune H4-8 is the source of this 2057-nucleotide messenger RNA. RefSeq lists its product as uncharacterized. NCBI's taxonomy places the organism in Eukaryota, Fungi, Basidiomycota, Agaricomycetes, Agaricales, Schizophyllaceae. The transcript is spliced from 4 exons. The record is from RefSeq and is a predicted model, not a curated record. The coding region runs from base 120 to 2057 and encodes 645 amino acids.